Messenger RNA from Schistosoma rodhaini, 472 nucleotides. The record is from the annotation of a GenBank genome assembly. NCBI's taxonomy places the organism in Eukaryota, Metazoa, Platyhelminthes, Trematoda, Strigeidida, Schistosomatidae.
UAUAUACAUAAAUACUUAUACAUAUACAUAUACAUCUUCAUUGGAUUUUCAUAUGAUGACAUCAGUAAGAGUAUUUGUCUUUGACAUGGUGUAGAUAAACCUCGCAGUUUCAUGUGAAUCUUUCAAAUUGUUCUUCUUUUUAGUUGUAUUCAGUAUUCCGCAUUUAAACAUCUUCGUAUUGGGAAUUCCUCAAAUGAUAAACUAUACUGCCGUCUAUACACAGAAGGAAAUUUACAAUCCACACUUUAUAAAUUUCUUCUCAAAAAUAUCGUCGAAUCCGAUGACGAACAAAUUUAUAAAAAGUGAAAUGGAAUUGUUGAAGUACAAUGAAAGUAAUCAUCACUCUAAUCAUGUCUAUGAUCAUCAGUCUACUGCAUUGCAACAUAAACAAAUCGAUGCACCCAAAUCUCAUUUUGAAAAUUGGAAAAAAGAACGAUUUUGGAUGAUUGAGACAAUGAACUCAACUGCUUAA